AUGCGGAGAACACUGCGGAGAACACUGCGGAGAAACCAAGCGGCAACAAGGCCACCAUCGUCAAGAACACGGCUCAGCUCUCCAAGAUCCCACGUCAUAUCAGUCAUCCACUCAGGCAGCCACCAGCUAGCCACUCAGUCUGAUACUCUACAAGAGGAGGAGCAAGAGGAGGAACUACAACAGGCAAAUGCGGAGAACACUGCGGAGAAACCAAGCGGUAACAAGGCCCCCAGCACCAAGAACACGGCUCAGCUCUCCAAGAUCCCACGUCAUAUGCUCUCCACGGUUCCACAUCAAAUCAUCACUCAGUAA
Letharia columbiana is the source of this 312-nucleotide messenger RNA. RefSeq lists its product as uncharacterized. Bases 1 to 312 code for a protein of 103 amino acids. Lineage: Eukaryota; Fungi; Ascomycota; Lecanoromycetes; Lecanorales; Parmeliaceae. The transcript has a single exon. The record is from RefSeq and is a predicted model, not a curated record.